AUGGGUGUUGUAGUCCCCAGACUGCGGCUGAGCGGAGGGGAGCUCGUGAAGAGGCGGGCGUAUGACCAGUGCUUCCAGGGGCUCUCUAAGGAGGCAGGGGCUUUGAACAUUGGACAGAGAUGGGGAGACCCCUCUCCGACAGCCACGCUCAGCAUAGAUCUGCGUCAAGUCAAGAGCGCGGCUUCCUUCUUCGAGCUCCGCACCUACGACCCAGAAGGCAUCGUCUUCUACGGGGACACGAGCCCCAGCACCGACUGGUUCGUGCUGGCGUUGCGCGGGGGGAAACUCGAAAUGCAGAUCCACAACAGCGUCGUAAACCUCACUGUCUCUAUGGGACAGCGCAUCAACGAUGGCCAAUGGCACCAGAUCAUGGUGAAGAACGAAGGGGACUGCGUGGCGCUCGAACUGGACAGGAGUUACAAGCUGACUCUCUGUGAGGUUUCUCACGCCAUCAUUGAUCACCCGUUCCCGGAGAUGCGCAUCGGCGUUGGGGGUCUGCUCAUCCCCCAGAAGGAUUUGCUCAUUCCCAUGAACACCGCCAUGGACGGCUGCUUGAGGCGGUGGAACUGGCUGAACACGAGUACCGCCUGGCAGGAGGGGGCCGCCCUGGAGGGCGAGGGGACCAAGGCCUGCUUCGCCAGCAUCCACCGGGGCAGCUUCUUCCCAGGAGGGGGGCUGGCCAGCUUCCUGCUGUCAGGCCUCCCCACCAGACUCAGCCACAACAACGAGAGCUGGUCGCCAAACAACGAGAGCUGGUCGCUGAACAACGAGAGCUGGUCGCUGGCCGUGGAGGUGUCGCUCCGUGCCGGCCCGCAGAAAGGGACGAUCGUGGCCGUCUCGCCUUCAGCGCAGGCCCCGAUCCUCAGUCUGAGGCUGGAGGACACGGACCUGAUAGCCCAACUGGGGGAGAAGGUGGUUCUAAAGAUCCCGUUGCCCGGGGCGGGCUGCCCAACUUCUGAUCUCCAGCUGCGCGUCACUUCCGCAGAGCUCACCUUGCGCCUGAGCACCGGCGAGACCUCCGCGCCGAUCCCGGAGGCCGAUUUCAAGUCACUGCGGCACCUCUGGCUGAGUGGGGAAGGCCAUCUCUUCAUUGGAGGGCUCCCUGCUGAGAGGGAGCAUCGGCACCCCCCUUCACCUGUGGAAGAAGCCCCAGACGGCUCCCUCGCUCUGGCCAGGCGGCCCCCAGACUAG
Messenger RNA from Gekko japonicus, 1191 nucleotides. It is a transcript of the gene SHBG, whose product is annotated as sex hormone-binding globulin. The record is from RefSeq and is a predicted model, not a curated record. The coding region runs from base 1 to 1191 and encodes 396 amino acids. Gene Ontology annotation, molecular function: steroid binding. NCBI's taxonomy places the organism in Eukaryota, Metazoa, Chordata, Lepidosauria, Squamata, Gekkonidae. The transcript has 8 exons.